This is a messenger RNA of Ictidomys tridecemlineatus (thirteen-lined ground squirrel), 951 nucleotides long. RefSeq names its product olfactory receptor 7C1. NCBI's taxonomy places the organism in Eukaryota, Metazoa, Chordata, Mammalia, Rodentia, Sciuridae. The record is from RefSeq and is a predicted model, not a curated record. Gene Ontology annotation, biological process: G protein-coupled receptor signaling pathway. Gene Ontology annotation, molecular function: G protein-coupled receptor activity; olfactory receptor activity. Gene Ontology annotation, cellular component: membrane.
AUGGAACCAGAAAACCACACGGGGACUCCAGGAUUUCUCCUCCAGGGACUUUCUGAGAAGCCAGAGAUGCAGUCGGUUCUCUCUGGGCUGUUCCUGUCCUUGUACCUGGUGACCAUCUUUGGCAACCUGCUCAUCAUCCUGGCCAUCAUCUCAGACUCCCACCUGCACACGCCCAUGUACUUCUUCCUCUCCAACCUGUCCUUUUCUGACAUCUGCUUCACCUCCACCACCAUCCCCAAGAUGCUGGUGAACCUCCAGACACAGAGCAAGGCCAUUACCUAUGCAGGCUGCAUCACCCAGAUGUACUUCUUCACUGUUUUUGGACUGCUGGACAAUUUACUUCUUACCGUGAUGGCCUAUGACCGCUUCGUGGCCAUCUGCCGGCCCCUGCACUACACGGUCCUCAUGAGCCCCAAACUCUGUGCUCAGCUACUUCUCCUGAGCUGGCUCGUCAGUGUGCUGGGAGCCCUUCCUGAGAGCGUGAGUGUGCUGAGGCUCUCCUUCUGCACAGACGUGGAAAUCCCACACUAUUUCUGUGAAUUCCCUGAGGUCCUCAAGCUCGCCUGCUCUGAUACUUUCGUCAAUAGCGUCAUAUUGUACUUAGUGACGGGCAUCAUGGGGUUUUUCCCUCUUGCUGGGAUCCUUUUCUCUUAUUCUAAAAUUGUUGCUUCUGUCCUGCGGAUCUCCACAGCAGGAGGGAAGUACAAGGCCUUUUCCACCUGUGGUUCUCACCUCUCAGUUGUCUCCCUGUUCUAUGGAACCUGCCUGGGGGUCUACCUCAGCUCCACAGGGACACGCACCUCGUGGACAGGGGUGUUGGCCUCCACCCUGUACAUCCUGGUCACCCCCAUGGUGAACCCCUUCAUCUACAGCCUGAGGAACAGGGACAUGAAGAGGGCCCUGGGAACAUUUCUGUGCAGCUCCUUGUCCUGCAGCAGACAGGAAUACUGA